This is a messenger RNA of Debaryomyces fabryi, 1611 nucleotides long. Its product is annotated as SNG1 family protein. Gene Ontology annotation, cellular component: membrane. The record is from RefSeq and is a predicted model, not a curated record. Bases 1 to 1611 code for a protein of 536 amino acids. Lineage: Eukaryota; Fungi; Ascomycota; Pichiomycetes; Serinales; Debaryomycetaceae. The transcript has a single exon.
AUGGAAAGUGCUACUAAUAGCUCAUUAUCUAAGAAUAUGGAAGAUACUCCUCAGGGCGAACAGCAUUCAAAGAAUAUGCUAAGCAGAGAAGAAGAUUUAGAAGGGUAUCACACCCCACCACAGCCGUACGCAGCGCAAGAGAAGAAUAAAAAUGGGGAGGACGAAUUUUAUUCGGAUUCUGAAGGAGAUAUACGUGCUUUCACAGGUCAAGAUGGUCGCAGUAUCCAUAGUAAUACUGAUAGCAGACGCAGUAGACGUCUGUCGAUUUUGGAGAGAGUGCAAUCGAGAUAUUCGUUCUUCAAUGAGAAUUUGAGUAAGCAAAGAAAGGGUAUCGCUUUAAAAUAUUUAUUCAUAUACCUUUUGAUGAGUACGUCCAUCUUGGGGAUUUUUUCGAUAUAUUGGGGGUCAUAUUACCAAAGAAACUCCAGACUCAAGAAUUUGGGUAUGUUAGUAGUGAUUGAAGACGAUCAUACUGUGGAUGGUAUCGAACCCGUCAUUGGAAAUACAAUUAGACAGAUAUUAGACACUAAUAAAGCCAAAUAUUAUGGAAAAUGGCACAUUUUCAAUCAAUCAGAGAUCCAGGAACAAGCAGAUAAACAUAACAAUGAUGUUGAGGCGGAGAUACAAAGACUUAUUCACCACCAAAAGUAUUGGUCAUCGAUAUAUGUGAAGCCUGAAGCAUCAUAUAAUUUAUACAAAGCAAUUUCUGACGGAGAUUCAUCUUAUAAUGUCACCAAUAAUACCAUUAUAUCAUAUUAUGAGACAGGAAGGGACUUUCUUAGUAUGAAUCUGUAUGUUACACCAAGUAUCAGAAUUAUCGAACUGAUGUGGUUGCAGAAACUGGCCAAUGUGAGUUUGUCGAUAACCAGUAACUUAUCUUCUUCGAAAAAAGCUGAUGUGUUGAGCGAUUCCAACUCACUUGAACUCUUGUCCACACCAAUGACUUUCACCUACAUCGAUAAAAUACCCUACACAAACCCUGUUUUAACAGCACCAUCUCAAGUUGGGUUGAUUUACAUGAUCAUUAUGACUUUUUUCCAGGUUAACUUUUUCAUGGAUGUGCAUAAGAGUGUUGCUGAAUUAAAAAUCAAGCCUAUUCAUUAUGUUAUUUACAGAAUACUUUCUUCUAUUCUUUCGUUCUUUGUUAUAAGUUUAUUCUUCUCGUUGGUUACUUUAGCAUUUCAGGUUGAUUUUACCAAGGCCUUUGGACAUUCUGGAUUUUUGGUGUACUGGAUGAUUACAUUCAUCACCAUGUGGGCAGUAGGUUUGGUGAACGAAAUAGCGGCACAUAUUAUUAUUAUGAUAUAUCCGCCGAUGAUAGGAUUUUGGAUGUUAUUCUGGGUUGUUAUAAAUAUCGCUCCUACUUUUGCACCAAUGGAGUUAUGUCCUCAAUUUUUCAGAUAUGGGUAUGCAUUACCUAUUCAUAAUUCCUAUGAGGCUACGAAAGUUGUUUUAUUCGAUACAUAUAAGGGUCAUUUAGGAAGAAACUUUGGUAUUAUCUUUGCUUGGAUAGCUCUUUUUACGUUUUUACUUCCAUUCGUUCUCAAACUAUUCCAAAAGACCAUGAUUAAGAGGGCUCAAGCUGCUGCCCAGAAGAACGCUGAUAACUAA